Messenger RNA from Spinacia oleracea (spinach), 864 nucleotides. RefSeq lists its product as uncharacterized. Lineage: Eukaryota; Viridiplantae; Streptophyta; Magnoliopsida; Caryophyllales; Amaranthaceae. The transcript has a single exon. The record is from RefSeq and is a predicted model, not a curated record. Bases 1 to 864 code for a protein of 287 amino acids.
AUGAUUGUGAAUGUUGUGUCCGAGAGGGAAUGGUUAGCGAGCGGUAGUGGUAUGGGUGUUGGUGAUGGCAGUGGGUGGGGUGGUAGUUUGGUUGGCACUGGGGGGUUUACUGGCAGUGCUGGCAGUGGUUGGGUUGGGCCUCGUGGUGGGUUGGUUGGCACUGGUGGGUUGGUUGGCACUAGUGGGUUCGGCACUAGGCGGUUUGUUGGCAGAGGUGAUUACGGUGUUGGUACGAGUAUGGGAAUGGGAAGAGGGCCUGGUGGUAUGGGAAUUGGAAGAGGGCCUUUUGGUUUUCCUGGGGGUAUGGGAAGAGGGGGUGGUGAUGAUGUAAGUGUAGGUCUAGGUCUAGGUCCUCCUGGGUAUGAGAACGCUCCUCGUCAAGGCUACGAUGCUGCUGCUCGAGCGCCGAUCGGCUUUAAUGCAUUUGCAAGUGGAAAGAAUUCAGGAGGAUCAGGAGGUUCAGGAGGAUCAGGUGGAAAGAACAAUGCUGGUGGGGGUUACUCAGCAGGCGAUUCUGGUUCGUUCCACUAUAACAUUGGUGGUGGGGGUGGCGGUGUUUCAGCUGCUGUUUCGAACGGUCUCUCGACUGCUGCGGCACCUGUUCAGGUCGAGGAAGGUCCUGUUGGGAUGGUUGGAAUGGUGGCAGCUUCGUGUGUGAAGCUAGCUAAUCAACUUUCGUCUGAGGAGAUGCUAGACUCAACAACUGGAUCUUCAAAGAAAUCAGACGCCGCAGCCGUUCCACCGCAGCCGUUCCACCAGAAAGUUGAGCAAGUGACAAAUGUUGAGCAAGUGACAAUUGUAGAUAAGGGAAAAGAGAAAGAAAAAGAGAACGAGCCAGCAAUUACUCCAGUCCCAAGAGAGUGA